Molecule: messenger RNA, 4309 nt
Organism: Apodemus sylvaticus (European woodmouse)
Lineage: Eukaryota; Metazoa; Chordata; Mammalia; Rodentia; Muridae
Gene: Mpeg1
Product: macrophage expressed 1
Exons: 2
Coding region: 253-2421 (722 amino acids)
Biological process (GO): defense response to bacterium
Source: RefSeq, a predicted model, not a curated record
AUUUUCAGUAAAAUGAAACUAAUAUUGUGAUUUCACAAGAAAAAGCAGGAUUUUGAAGUCAAAGAGAGUGAAACAAAAGCCAGACAGAGCCUUCUGACAGAGAAGAGCUUUCAUUUCUGUUUUGCAAUUGGAGCAACAUAAAGAGGAACUGAUGGUUUUAGGAGAACUGUAGAAAUUUCUGUUUCAGCAGCUGCUUUCUUUCCCAUCCUUCUCUUUGCCCCAGUCUUGUUGGUGAAGGCUUGGGGCUGAUAUAUGGCUGGAACUGUCUGCGCCAUGAACAGCUUCAGGGCCUUGGUCCUCAUCUGGAUGGUGAUAGCAUGUGCUGAAGCAGACAAGCCUCUUGGAGAGACAGGUAUGACUGGAUUUCAAAUAUGCAAGGAUGCCCUGAAACUACCUGUCUUGGAGGUCCUACCAGGAGGAGGCUGGGAUAACCUGAGGAAUGUAGACAUGGGACGGGUGAUGGACUUGACAUACACCAACUGUAAGACCACAGAAGAUGGGCAGUACAUCAUCCCCGAUGAAGUCUAUACUAUUCCUCAGAAAGAGAGCAACCUGGAGAUGAACUCAGAGAUCCUGGAAUCCUGGAUGAAUUACCAGAGUACCACCUCAGUUUCUAUCAACACAGAACUCUCCCUUUUCUCCAAAGUCAAUGGCAAGUUCUCUACUGAGUUCCAAAGGAUGAAGACCCUUCAAGUAAAGGACCAAGCUGUAACUACCAGGGUUCAGGUACGAAACCGGAUCUACACAGUCAAAAUCUCCCCAACUUCAGAGCUCAGCUUGGGGUUUACGAAGGCACUUAUGGACAUCUGUGACCAACUAGAGAAAAACCAGACGAAGAUGGCCACCUACCUGGCAGAACUCUUGGUUCUCAACUAUGGCACUCAUGUAAUCACUAGUGUGGAUGCGGGGGCUGCACUGGUCCAGGAGGAUCACAUAAGAUCCUCUUUCCUCCUGGACAACCAGAACAGCCAGAACAGUGUGACUGCCUCCGCUGGGAUUUCCUUCUUAAACAUUGUGAACUUCAAAGUUGAAACAGACUACACUUCUCAGACCACUUUGAUCAAGAGCUACCUGUCUAACAGAACCAACUCCAGGGUGCAGAGCUUUGGAGGGGUUCCCUUCUAUCCAGGUAUCACCUUAGAAACCUGGCAGAAGGGCAUCACUAACCACCUAGUAGCAAUAGACCGUGCUGGCUUGCCUCUGCAUUUCUUCAUUAAGCCUGACAAGCUGCCUGGCUUGCCAGGUCCCUUGGUGAAGAAGCUGUCGAAGACUGUGGAAACUGCUGUGAGGCACUACUACACUUUUAACACUCACCCAGGCUGCACAAAUGUCGAGUCCCCGAACUUCAAUUUUCAAGCCAAUAUGGACGACGAUUCCUGUGAUGCAAAAGUAACCAACUUCACCUUUGGUGGAGUUUAUCAGGAAUGCACUGAACUGUCAGGUGAUGCUCUUUGCCAAAUCCUGGAGCAGAAGAAUCUGCUCACUGGUGAUUUCUCUUGUCCCUCUGGCUACACCCCUGUCCAUCUGUUGUCUCAGACCCAUGAGGAGGGUUACAGUCACCUGGAAUGUAAAAAGAAGUGCACCCUCAAGAUUUUCUGUAAGACAGUGUGUGAGGAUGUGUUCCGAGUGGCCAAAGCUGAAUUUAGGGCUUACUGGUGUGCGGCCACUGGCCAAGUACCGGACAACUCAGGACUUCUCUUCGGAGGAGUCUUCACUGACAAGAGCAUCAACCCUAUGACAAACUCGCAGUCAUGCCCAGCCGGCUACAUUCCACUGAACCUGUUUGAAAGCCUCAAGGUAUGUGUGUCCCUGGAUUAUGAGUUAGGGUACAAGUUUUCAGUCCCCUUUGGUGGGUUCUUCAGUUGUAUAAUGGGGAACCCCUUGGUUAAUUCUGAUACAACCAAAGACAUAGGAGCACCAUCUCUGAAAAAGUGUCCUGGGGGCUUCAGUCAACACCUAGCUGUUAUCAGUGAUGGAUGCCAAGUGUCCUACUGUGUUAAGGCUGGAAUCUUCACAGGGGGGUCCCUGCUCCCCGUCAGGCUCCCACCUUACACCAAACCACCCCUCAUGAGCCAAGUCGCUACCAACACUGUCAUAGUGACCAGUAGUGAGACAGCCAGAUCCUGGAUUAAGGAUCCGCAGACCAACCAGUGGAAGCUGGGAGACCCUCUUGAGCUCCGUAGAGCCAUGACAGUCAUCCAUGGGGAUGGUAAUGGCAUGUCGGGAGGGGAAGCUGCUGGAAUCACCUUGGGUGUCAUCAUAGCACUAGGAGUUGUCGUCACCUUGGUCAAGUACAGUACUCAGAAGUACAAGAAGAAGAAGAAGGAAUACCAGGAAAUUGAGGAGCAGGAGAGUUUGGUUGGAAGCUUAGCAACAGAUGCCUCGGGCCUUAGUGGAGAACAGGAUCCAAGUCCAGCUUAAUUGUCCCCAGAGGAAACAGUUUCCAGUCAUAGCUUCAAGUUCAUCUUUCGCUUUGUUUUCUCGACUUCGGCCACCCUGAGUGACUGAAGUGACGGUUGCAAUAGGAAGAAAGCCAGUAUCACCACCCUGGGAAGAUUUUCUUAGGCCUCUGCACCAGGAAAUUAAAGAAGUCAUUUUAAGUGGUGUGAGGGAGAGGUGUGAUUCAUUUGGGAAAAGCUGGACUGGGACCAAGCCGCGGAGUGUGCGUGUCCAUUCUCAUAAGAGUCUUUACCUGAAUGCAUGUGUGUGUGUGUGUGUGUGUGUGUGUGUGAGAGAGAGAGAGAGAGAGAGAGAGAGAGAGAGAGAGAGAGAGAGAGAGAGAGAGAGAGAGAGAGAGAGGGGCGGUGGAGAGAUUGGAUUUGGAGAUUGUGCAUUUACUCUGAAUUUGAAGGGCUUUCCAGUUUGUGAGCUGAAGAGAUUUGUGCUUUAAGUGCAUUAUUCCUUUUCUUUUGUUUUCAAAGAGGCCCUCUGGGUUUGAGUCUAGAGGCAAACAUGCCUCUGAAACGCCACAGGAUGCCUUCAUGCCCCCACUCUUUAGCUUUAAGGACUUGUUGAUUGACAGUGUCCUCCCCCAUGAGUCACCUCACAGGCAUGUGAAGGAGCGGUGGGUGGGGUUUAUACGAAUUCCAUUUCUCAACUUCCUCACAGCUAAUUUAGGUCAGCUUUGGGCUUCUGAAGAGUGCGAACAAAUGCUCAGGAGAAAAAUAUAUAACUUAAAAUUUUCUGUUAAGGGGUGAAGGGUGAAGAAAAAGUAGAGAAAUGAGUAAUAAAUUAAGGCUAGAAACGAGGGCUCUGGAGACGAUGCAAGUAUUCCAGGAAACUUUGAAUUCUUAGAUCUGCCAAUUAACAGGGUUAUAAAUGAAAAACUAAACGGAGCUCUAGUUAGGACAGAUCAAGCAGUAUGGUUUCAUGUUCACGUGUCAAAAGCAGAACUCCCUCCUCUCUAUGGACAGCAGAGAUACACACAGGCACCUCACACUGCAACAAGAAGCUUUUAUUUUUCCUAGGGGUAAAAAAUGUGCAAGUCACAAUGAGCCUGCAUGUCAGUCCUACUUCCUCCCUAAAACUAAAGCUACAGAGAAAGUGCUGCCUUCUUCUGCCAGGAUUUUCUUUUUCACACAGUUUGGAAGAGGGGUGGAGUGAUUAAAAAACAAAAUAAAAUGUUAUGUCACAAAGUUAGCUGGAAAAGGCCGUGAUACGUAUUUCAGUUCCAGGAUGGCUUCUAUGGGGCGCCUGGCAGGCCACACGAUUGUCACCAGGUAAUAUUUGGGGUUUUGUCCAAUUUUCAUAUCUGAAAAUUUAAUUCUCUUACAAAUUGGUCAUCUAUUCACCACAGUCCAUCAGUGAGCUAUCUUCUGUGAAAGACGAUGUGUUCUCUCUUUAAUAUUUACAAUCAAGAGCUUGUGCACACAGUAGGCCCUCCUGAAGAGCUGCAAGUGUCUCAGCCUCUGGGAAUAAGGGGGAAGUCCUCAUUCACCUCCAGUUGAAAUACAGAGAGGAAUGAGUGACUGAUUUUGAACUCAACUGCCCAUCCAAGGGGGCUGAUUGCAUAACCUCUCCAUCAAACCUGCCUCUUGAGCAUUAAAAUGUUCUCUUUAACCUCUGAGUACUUUGUGGGUUUGGGAUGUAUUUUAAUGUUUCAUUGAAACCAAUCACCUUUCUGAAAAUACUGGCUUCUUUCUGUAAAUUCUUUAAGGAUUACUGAGUCUGCAAAGCAAGGCAUACCAGACGACUCCCAGAUGUUUAAUGCAGAAACUUCCUGUAGAAGCUUUUAAUAUUUGUUCCAUAAACAUGUAGCUCUACUAACAAAAAUGUUAUAAAUAUGCAUUAAAGUAUAUACUCAGCAAAA